This is a messenger RNA of Medioppia subpectinata, 678 nucleotides long. Lineage: Eukaryota; Metazoa; Arthropoda; Arachnida; Sarcoptiformes; Oppiidae. The record is from the annotation of a GenBank genome assembly.
AUAUUCAGAAUAUUCUUUGGCAACGCUAAUCACUACCCGAAGGACUUUUUUGAAAAAUUUGUAUAUACAGAUAAUAUAUUGGGUGACCAGAACGUCCUGGUAAUUUUAGAAAAUGGGUCCGAUUUCCACCACAUUGCUUACCGUCACGAUGUGCUCAUACCAUAUAUAGCUCGUUUAAAAUUUACGUUCGAUGAGUCAUACGGCCCGGAUAUGGAAGCAAUCAUACGUGGUAGAAUCACCAUCUAUCUACUUGGCUUCCAGUUGGUCACUGUACCCUUUAUGGUGUGGCACUUAUCCCCAGUGUUGGGGCAGCUAUCCAUUGGCACCGAGAACUCAUUCCUGGGCACCGUCGUAGCCGUGGCCACCACUUUACCAUUGCAGCAUGAUGGAUUCGGAUUCAGUGAUUAUUCGACCAGGAGUCACAGGGACAAGUACAUAGACAAUGAUCUACACAACAAGAGGAAGAAUCAGAAGAUCAGUGAUGACGUGCGAGAAGUGAUCAUCAAAAACAUGUUGAAUGGACGAAAAGUAACCCACGAGUUGUUACACGCGCUGGGCUUUAACCAUGAACAUUCUCGACCUGACCGAGAUGAUUACGUGCAGGUCAUUAUGUCAAACGUCAAACUAGGCAUCGAACAUAAUUUUGAAAAAAGAUCAUGCCAAUGUAAAAGUGUACAC